GAGCUUGUCAGGUGACUGACUGUCUCGUUGUGUCCCAGUAUGAUCAACUUUCCCAUAUACUAACUGCUGCAGUCAACCAAGUAGCAAGCGCAAUGGCACUACGGGACGAACUUUUAAAGUCAAUAUGGCAUGCUUUCACAGCGUUGGACGUGGACAAAAGCGGGAAAGUGUCCAAGUCGCAGUUAAAGGUGCUCUCUCAUAACUUGUGCACUGUGAUGAGGAUCCCCCAUGACCCAGUGGCCCUUGAGGAGCACUUCAAAGAUGAUGACGAAGGCCCCGUCUCUACACAGGGCUAUAUGCCCUACUUGAACAAGUUCAUUUUGGACAAGGUCCAGGACAACUUUAAUCGGCAGGACUUUAACAGAAUGUGCUGGACCCUGUGUGCUCGGAAGAACCUCAACAGGACACACCUCCUCAUCUCGGAUGAAGACGCCUUCAAGAUCUGGUGCAUCUUCAACUUCCUGUCCGAAGACAAAUACCCACUGGCCAUAGUCACUGAGGAGAUCGAGUACUUCCUGCGCAAGCUGACGGAGGCCAUGGGUGGCAGCUGGGUGGAGGAGCGCUUUGAGGACUACAAGCUUGAGCUUUGCACCAAGCAGCAGUGCCUGAGUGCCUGGGAGAUAAUCACCCUGGUGGGCACUGGCACGUUCAGCAAGGGCAUGGACCGCCAGACCCUCUCUAUGGGCAUCACCGAGGUCUUCCACGAGCUCAUCCUUGACGUAUUCAAACAGGGCUACAUGAUGAAAAAGGGUCACAAGAGAAAGAACUGGACAGAGCGCUGGUUCCUCCUGAAGCCCAACUCCAUAUCCUACUACGUGAGCGAGGACCUGGCAGAGAAGAAGGGUGACAUCCUGCUGGAUGGAAACUGCUGUGUGGAGUCGUUACCGGAUAAGGAAGGGAAGAAGUGCCUGUUCUACGUCAAAUGCUCCGACAAAAGCUAUGAGAUCAGCGCGUCGGAUAAGAAGAGGAAACAGGAAUGGAUACAAGCCAUCCAGACGUGUAUCAGUCUGCUGAAGCUGGGCCGGCCGGCGCCGCACCGCGAGUCCCGCCAGAAGCGGAGGGAGCUGAGGCAGAAACAGCAAGCGGAGCAGGAGGAGCUGGAGCUCAGGAUGAAGGAGCUGCAGACGGCCAACGAGGACAAGCAGCAGGAACUGGAGGCCAUGAGGAAGAAACUGGAGGAGGCGGCGGCCAACGCGGCAGAGGAGGAGAGGAGACUCUUGCAGACGCAGACUGAACAACAGGAUCGCUACAGGGUGGACCUUGAGAGGGAGAAAAUGGUGCGACAGGAGAUGGAGGAGCAGGUGGCUCAGAAGUCCACUGAGCUGGAGCAGUACCUGCAGCGCGUCCGCGAGCUGGAGGACAUGUACCACCGCCUGGAGGACGCCCUGGAGGAGGAGAGAAGCGCCAGGCAGGACGAGGAGACGGUUCGCAGGCUCCAGGCCCGGUUACUGGAGGAGGAGGCCACCAAGAGGGCUGAGCUGGAGCAGAUCCACCUCCACCAGCAGAGGGCCAUCUCUGAGACGGAGGCGGAGAAGCAGGAGCUGGAGAAGGAGGGAACGGCCAAGGAGAAUGCCCUGCAGGCCGCCAUGCUGCAGCUGGAGCAGCUAGAGAGUGAGAGGCAGGGGGCACUGGAGCAAUACCAGGACGUAAUGCAGAAACUGGAGGACGCAGCGAACAACACCAGGACCUGGAAACAUAAAGUGGCCCACCAUGAGGGAUUGGUCCGCCUCAUUCAACCAGGUUCAAAGGGGCCUCAGAAGAUCACUAACUGGGGCCCAGCAGCCUUCACUGAUGCAGAACUAAGCCUGAGGAAGAAAGAUUGGCAGGAGAGGAAGAACCGACCCGCCCAGACCCAGUAGAGCCCCCAUUCAACACACUCAUGGUUGCUGAAUCAUUGAUGGAACAUUGAUGCAACUUUGCCCUCAGUGUGCAAUGUUGCGUCUUCAGCAUUCAUUAACUCAAAAGGGAACAGGGAAGGCAGGCUCACUUUUACAGAUACCAGGGUUGUGUUCAUUAGGCCCCAAAUGGAAGUCAACAAACUGAAACAGAGAAGGCCUACCUAGGCUUUUUGUCCAAUAGGAAAGGCAAAUUUAAUUUUUCCGUUGCAAAUCGAUUUGAAACGUUUUCUGUUUCGUGCCCUAAUGAACUCGACCCAGGUGCUGCACAGAUCUUGAUACUACCUGCAUAGCCUGAGAGUAAAAUGAACAGCCAGAUUCAAAUUGCUUUCAUAUGAUGGACUGAAGGAGCUGCGCACUUGACACUAGUAAUUCAAUGUCUGAGGAAGGUGGAGUGUGGUCCGAAACGUUAGAUUCCUUUUAUCAAAACGUUUUUGACCGUGUUUUGAUUAUACAUUUUCUUCCUAAGGGAUUUCACAAUUGUUUGUGUCUUUUGUAAAUGUAAAACUACAGCUUGCAUAAUUUUUAUCCGUUUGUGGGUUACCGUUUUUGGUUCCAUUGCCAAAGUGAUAGCACUUAAUAACCCAUAAAGUAGUAUGAACAAAACUCCACGUUAACAUCAUCAAAUUUCAUUACUUAUGAAAAUAAUAAUCAAAUAACUAGCCAUCAUACUGUACUACUCCCAUUUUAUUAAAUGUCAUUUUUGCGUACACAUACUGUGAGAAAUGGGACAUUUGCGGUGUUACACUUGAAACAUUGCUGCUACACUGUAAUGAAAAACUGUACAGUAAUCGGAGGUAUUAUCAACAUUAAAAUAAACGAUUUACGGCAACAUUGUGGGAGAAUGUUAUGGGCUAGGAAAGAAUUGCUGUAUUUCAAAUGUUACUGUAAUUUCACCACAUAGAAUACAGUACCCUACCAUAUCUUUGGCACACCAAAACCCCUUUAUUUUUUUUAUUUUUUUUAAACCUUUAACUAGGCAAGUCAGUUAAGAACAAAUUCUUAUUUACCAUGACGGCCUACCCCAGCCAAGCCUGACCCGGACGACGCUGGGCCAAUUGUGCGCCGCCCUAUGGGACUCCCAAUCAGGUUGUGAUACAGCCUGGAAUUGAACCAGGGUCUGUAGUGACGCCUCUAGCACUGACAUUCAGUGCCUUAGCCCACUGCGCCACUCGACAGCCCUCGGCCACUAGUGGAUGCAUGGUAUCGUUGUUUCUGGCUCAUUCAAAUAUUUUGAGGAAUGCCUUGUAAAGGCUGUAUUUGUUGCACCUGGUGAGUAAGAGUGCCCUAUCACUUUAACUCCUACGUGGUUAUAGUUCCCCAUCAAUAGAACUCCCCAUGUUGUAGUCCUAAAAACUGAAAAUGAUUUACUGCCAUCCCUAUGGGGGAAAUUAAUGGGGUUUUGGGAUAAAGUCUGACGUUAACACAGGCUUCGGAGAUCUUAUAUGUUUUAAUCUAUGAGAUAUCAGUCAGGUACCAUAACCUAUGUGCUUUCAUGCUUGUUUUGAUUACAGAAAUGCUUCAAAAUUCACAGCGAUGUUUCCCGAUGAAGAAUAUCUCAUAGAACAAAACGUGUAAGGUCGUAAACCUGUGUUUACCACAGACUUUAUUUUCAGCGUUUAUCCAAAACCCCUACAAAAACCUGAUUUCAUUUCCCGAAAGACUUUGGCCAACGAGCCAUGGCGGUGUUGGCGCCUACUAAAAGACACCAUUACUAUUGCUCUCUAUUUAAAUUCUAUAGGGGACAGAUUGGAGUGGAACAAAAAUGGUUAAGCGUUGUAUCUUCAUGUGCUUUUGGUCUGUUUUGCCCUGUAGUUCCGGCCAGUUUAAAAGCCUUUGUUGGCCCCUAGAAGUAUGCGUGAUAUAAGACACUCAAAUAUUCAUUAAUAUGCUGUAAUGUGUAAACUUCACCUAGCAACCACCCGCUUGCACCAAUCCUUUGUAAUUACCGAAAAGUAAAUUCAAACCCCUCCCUUCAAUCAUCCAUUCAUUCCGAUUACAGUAGCAUUUAAUUUAUUUUAUAAUAGUACAUUUUAAGGUAUUGUACUCUGUCAUUACACAGUACUUGAUACCGUAUUUAUAUUACUGUAGGUGUACUGGAAAAUGAAAUGCAGAAUUUCUUUACCUGCCACUGAAUUGCCUGUAACUGUCAAAUUCACAGCAACCCCUUUACAGUGUAGCAAAUUACAGGGCUUUGUAGCACGGUGCCAGAACCACGCUCAUGGUGGGGGAUGGAAUUGUCAUUUGUGAAAUUGUCAGUAUACAACUUUUUGUGUUUUGUAGUCGUUAAUGUGUUUAAAUAGCUGAAGACUGGUGUCAUGUUUUAUUACAGGGUUCAGUCUUAAACAAUAAUUGUAUGCCGUUGUUGCAAGGAUGCACACGUAAGUAGAGAACUGAUUGUUGAUAUAUCAUGUAACAAUAUUCACAAUAGAACAUAAUAGACACAAGACCCCAGUCUCUAAUUGAUAUGAUGCUGCCAUUGAAACAAGAGGAAUGGUAUGUUACUUUCAAAUUAUGUACUCCAGGGGGCACUAUAGAUUUAGAAAACGCAGGUUAUCCUUCAUUUGGUCAUCUCCUAAACAUAAUUUACUUAUGCAAUGGAUAAUACAACAUGUUAUGCUGUUAAAAUUAACAGUGUGUGUUUGGGGUCCCUAUUUCCAUUACUUCACUGCAUAAACCCUCCACUUUCUAAAAUAAAAUAUAAUCUACAGUGAGAUGUAAACCAAGAUUAUCUGCAUUGUUUUGUAUUUAUCUGCCGAACAACUUUAACUUUCGUUCAUAUUGAAAUAAAUAGUUUUUAUAGCUUUUUUGGCCAAAUCCAGUGGUGAAAAAGUACUUAAGUAAAAAAUACUUUAAAGUACUAAAGUAUUUUUUGUGUAUAUCUGUACUUUACUUAUUAUAUUUUUGACAACUUGUACUUUUACUUAUCUACAUUCCUAAAAAAAAUAAUGUUCUUUUUACCCAAAAGUACUCGUUACAUUUUGAGUGCUUAGCAGGACAGGAAACUGGUUUAAUUCAUGCACUUAUCAAGAGAACAAACCUGAUCAUGCCAACUGUUUUUGAUCUGGCGGACUCACUUAACACAAAUUGUUCCUUUAUAAUUAAUGUCGGAGUGUCCUCUAGCUUGCUUUAUAUGAGGAAUUUGAAUUAAUUUAUACUUUUACUUUUGAUACUUAAGUAUAUUUUAACAAUGACAUUUACUUUCGAUACUUAAGAAUAUUUUAAACCAAAUACUUUUAGACUUUUACUCAAGUAGUAUUUUCCUGGGUGAUUUCACUUUUACUCGGGUCAUUUUCUAUUAAGGUGUCUUACUUAUACUCAAAUAUGACAAUUGGGUACUUUUUCCACCAGAAGCCAAAUCUCUGAACUAUAAGUUUAUCUUUUCUAGUCUGUAGCUAGGUUUCCAUCCAAUUGGCAACAUAUUUUCAUGGCAAUAUCAACAAGUCCGAAUUAAAAACAAUAUUCGCUUUGUCCCACCAGCGACAUGUUUAUCAAAUUGACCUGUUGUGGAUAAAAUGCUGUGCCGUUAUGAUGUAGUGCACGUAAAAAUACAUUUUGCGGUUAAAUUCCCAUGUGCUAAAUAAAAAAAUGCAAGUUAAAUGGGUUUCCAUCACAUUUUCAACUCUACUGAUGAUGUGUUACACAGCGAGUGUUCCCACCCUAGUAUUGGCACAUGCGAACUAGCCAACAGAUCGCAGAUAUGACCUGAGACUAUUAUGGACAAAAGAGCGGCAGCCAAGCAUCGAUAAAGUCACCAGAAUAAGACCCUCGAUAUUUAUUUGGAAAGGUGCAUCAAGCUCAUCCUUUUGAACUUUCACCACUCUAUGAGAUUCAUCGUCAUUUAUUUCAUCUGUAGCCUAAUAAACUGCACGCUUUCCCCACGAGCCAUAGUGAGAGGACCACACGUCAUUGCGUGACUAGAACUUUACUUCGAUAUGAUGGUUAUCAGUGGUGGGAAAAGUACCCAAUUGUCACAUUUGAGUAAAAGUAAAGACACCUUAAUUAACAGAAAACGAAACUCCCAGGUAUUGCAAAUACCUGCAAAUGUAAAAACGAAGGAAUUUCAGGUAUUUGCUGUGAAGGGGUACUCCAAGUUAAGGAGCCUUAAGUGUCUCUGGAAAUGCUGUUUGUUUUGAGUUUAUAAUACUCAACUAAAGGGGCUACGCCAUAGUGUCCUUGGAGACAAUGAACCUCUCAGGCAUUGUUGGUUUAGUAAAAGUUGAGUGACCUUAACCAAGCAUCUGGCGAGACACACAGUUUAUCAGAGUAUCUGUACAUCAUUAGUCUCGAAGGUAGGUUUAGGUUAAAAGGUCUGCAGAGAAUUUUUGUUCAGGUCAAUGAUUCAUAUGUCCUUGCUCAGCUCAUAAACGGAGAUGAGUAUCAAUUCAUCAAACUGUAUCUUGGUACAAAAUGUAAAAUACCCUAAAUGUACCAAAAUAUACAAAAAUGCAGUGCGUUACUUUUAUCGUAUUACGGUCAUUGUAAUGAAGGAAUUAAUAAAUGACAUUCAUUGAGGGGAGAUGGGGUUUGUAUUUUACCAUACAUCCAUGGGAUUGGUGCAAGCAGAUAGACUGCUAGGUAAUGUGUUUAUAUAUUACAGCAUAUCAUUAACUUUGUUUUGGUUACUACAUGAUUUCAUGUGUUAUUUCAUAGUUUUGAUGUCUUCACUAUUAUUCUACAAUUUAGAAAAUUUGUAAAAAAAUAAAGAAAAACCCUUGAAUGAG
Oncorhynchus mykiss (rainbow trout) is the source of this 6619-nucleotide messenger RNA. RefSeq names its product switching B cell complex subunit SWAP70b (gene swap70b). Lineage: Eukaryota; Metazoa; Chordata; Actinopteri; Salmoniformes; Salmonidae. The record is from RefSeq and is a predicted model, not a curated record. Gene Ontology annotation, molecular function: calcium ion binding. Gene Ontology annotation, cellular component: nucleus; cytoplasm.